CAGACCACGUGUCACAUCUCCCACCCUCUCUCUCUUCUUCCCACCAAACUGCAAAAAGCUGCAUUGCUCGUGUACAACCACCACCACCACCGCCACCACCCCCUCAAUGUUCAAGAUAUACGAUCCAAAUCCACUCCCAAUUAAUAACCGAAAUUUGGCCCUCACAAAAAUUUAUAAAGAAAAAUCCCCAAAAAUUUAAGGGACUUCUUAUUAAGCUGGUAUUGAUUUAGAAGGAGGAAAAAAAAGAAAAAACGUGCGUCCGGGCUGCUUCCCGGGGGGAAGAGGGUGGAAACCUGGACAACUGGAGAAGCCAUUCCUCCUUUCUUGCAGCCAUCAACAGGGGAUUAAGAUUAAUGAAACUCCUCCCGCCCAUUAUCUCAUGAUCCACGUGCUUUUUUCUAGUCUCAACGUUGGCGCUUCAUUAAUAGUCCGCCUUCCUUCUGCUGUUAGAUGCUGGAAAAGCUAUCGCAAAUUAGAGGAUGACUGUCAGCUUUAUUUACUGGGAUGAUUGUGUGGACCCCGAGGACUUGGAGGCCAUGUGGAUGGAUCCUGCUGUGCAAGCCGAAUGGCUUAAUGCUGGAGAAACUAGAGGUUCAAAAGUCCACCUCUCACGUGAUCCCGAUGGCCAACCUUAUUUGACACAAACUGAGAUCAAGGCUGUCGCAGGGAUCAUAGUCCGAAGGCAUUUUGUUUCACAGAUAGAUUCGGAUAUGAUUUGUGCAAUCGCUACUCUUGAAAGUGAUAGGCAGCCUCUGGCUACUCAGUAUAACAAAAAAUCAAAGGAGACUACACUGGGGAUAAUGCAGAUCUUACCAAAAACUGCACAAUGGCUAGUCAGAGAUUUGGGUUAUCAGAGGUAUGAAAUAUCAGGGAAUCCAGAAGUUCUAUACAAGCCUUUCGUAAAUGUAUAUCUUGGUGCUGCAUAUCUCAAGUGGUUGUCAAAUUAUGACCAAAAAGAAAGAAGCGAGGAGUUCAUGGUAAGGGCUUAUAAAGCUGGCACAAAGAAGGCGGCUCACAAGUCAACAUUGCAAUACUGGAAACAGUAUCUUGCUGUAAAGGAAAGUCUUCCAUCUAGAAAAGUCUUUGAAGUUAGUCCUCUGCCUACGGCUUCUUCAGCAGCUCCUGCAGUUACAAAAACAAAAGCAGGUCCAUUGAAUACAACUUGGGACUCCAGAACUUCGAAAGAAGACAUGGAAGAUAUGUGGAUUCAUCCCAAUGUCAAUAAGGAAUGGAUGAAGUCAGGCGAGAAAAAGGGAAAAGUUCGAUUUUCUCAUGACACAGAGAAGAGGCCUUAUCUUUCCCGUGUAGAACUAAGGGCUGUUUCGGAAAUCAUUCUUUCAAAGCACUUCAGCACAAGACGAGUAGAACCUACUGUUUUGUGUGCUAUUGCGGAGAUUGUUAGCAUGCGCUUUGUGAAUGGAGUUGGACAACGUACUGGUUUGAUGGGAAUUGACUACCCGACAGCACGAUGGCUUUACAAGGAUGUCGGCUACAAGGCUUACAUAGUAGAUUCAGUUGACGACCUCUGCAAGCCUUUUGUCUCCAUGUAUUUUGGUGCUGCCUAUUUGGCUUGGCUAUCAGAAUACGAAGGGAGGGAGAGAACACCCCAGUUUGUUGUUCAGGCUUAUCUUGCUGGACCGCAGAAUGUAAACCUUCAGGAGACGGGUCCACUUUGGCUGAAAUUUGAGGAAGCCUUGAGCCAUUAUGAAGACGUGAAGAAAGGAGGAGGAGACUGCAGAAUUCUCUGAGCUGAUAGCGCCAUCACAGUUUUUUUCUUUUAUGCCUUCAACAUUAUUGCGGAACAAGGACAGACGACCGAGUGCAUCCAUGCAGAUGACAAGGUAAAAGGAUUGGACUGAUGCAGCACCGUGUGCACUACCGGCAACAUGGCAUAUGCAUAUAUAGUUUUUACGUUCUUUUUGAAGUCAGUCAUUUACUUGCUUCUAAGUCGGGGGUGGAAUUUUCACAUUUCUUUACAGCGUAUGGUACCUGGAGUAUGUUUCUCUUGUACGAGUGCUCGUGUAUAUAUAUAUAUAUAUGUCACUUGCUUUCAAAAGAACUAAUAGACCUUGGUGCUGACUAAAAGUACGUACCCAACUGGGAACUACUAGUAUAAGAAAUGCAUUGCAUUUA
This is a messenger RNA of Coffea arabica (coffee), 2133 nucleotides long. RefSeq lists its product as uncharacterized. Lineage: Eukaryota; Viridiplantae; Streptophyta; Magnoliopsida; Gentianales; Rubiaceae. The record is from RefSeq and is a predicted model, not a curated record.